AUGAUCCCAAUUCUUACUGUCCAAGAUGUGGCUAGACAAUUCAGACCACCAGGAUUAUGGCUAAAUAUUCAGCAUGAUGCAUUCUUCAGCCAACAUAAUUUGAGUAUGAGAAGCUUUGUAAUUUCUGCAUCAAGAAGUGUUGUCGUCAAUUAUAUUUCCUCACCAGAAGGCGAUGUGGAGCCUUCAACCAACCAAACUUACGGUUCUCUUUUAAAGAAUCUAACAUUUAUUAAGACAUUUGCCUCUGGAAUUCUUGUUCCCAAAUCUUAUAUAUGGCCUGUGGAUGGAAAGCAAUAUUUACUGCCUCAUACUUCUGUUGUUUUGGAUGCUCAUAAAGAGGGUCUAGAGGUUUUUGCUUCAGAUUUCAAUAAUGAUGUACCUUUUCCCUACGACUACAAUUACGAUCCUGUGGCUGAGUACCUGUCUUUUGUUGAUAAUGGCAACUUCUCCGUGGAUGGUGUGCUCUCUAGCUUCCCACUAACUCCAUCAGAAGCCAUUGGUUGCUUCUCUCACUUGGGCAAAAAUAACAAAAAACAAGCAAACCCUUUAAUUAUCUCAUUCGAAGGGGCAAGUGGAACCUACACUGGUUGUACUGAUUUGGCAUAUACACAAGCUGUUUCAGAUGGUGUAGAUGUUCUUGACUGUCCCGUUCAAAUGACAGAGGAUGGAAUACCAUUUUGCUUGGGCUCUAUUAACCUUAUUGAAAGAACCACAGCUGCUGAAUCAAGUUUCAGCAACCGUACAGCAAAUAUUCCAGAACUUGGAAUAGUCAAUGGAAUAUUCACCUUUGAUCUCACCUGGAGCCAGAUUCAAAGUUUGACACGUAAGUUGAAGCCUGUUCUUUCUUUCCUGUUAUCAGGUGUAGGAAUCUUCAGCCUUCUCACAACCCCCUUCCAAUUCUGUGAUGAAGCAUCCUAA
Ilex paraguariensis (yerba mate) is the source of this 918-nucleotide messenger RNA. The record is from the annotation of a GenBank genome assembly. NCBI's taxonomy places the organism in Eukaryota, Viridiplantae, Streptophyta, Magnoliopsida, Aquifoliales, Aquifoliaceae.